UCCUGCUUCUAAGCUACGAAAGGCUUGUGGGAGGAGGAGCACGGAGCGGCAUCUCUGCAAAGCGGAUUGCAAACUCCAGGCUCAGGAUGCUGCCGUUGCCAGGCUCUAUUCGUGCCGCUCGGAGGGGCUCUCAGCUGCCCUCCACCACCGCUCUCGUCUUGUGCCUCUUGGCAGUUUCAUGGGUCGCCACCGCCAGGCCCAGGUACUUGUUGACAGCUCCUUUGACCUUCAGGCCUGGAGCAAAUACAAGUAUUGGGGUAGCGCUACUGAAGAACAGCCCACCAGAGAUUACAGUAAAAGCUGAGGUGGUCAUUGAAAACAACACUGUACUGAGGGGAGAAGCUGUAUUUCAAAGAGAUUCGUUUGGAACACUUGUCCUUCCAGCUCUCCCCCUGGUCAGUCCUGCUGGUGAUUAUAAUUUGCUAGUCAAAGGAUAUGCAGAGGGUGAACUGCUGUUUUCUGAUGAGACAUAUCUUUCAUUUGAAUAUAAGAGCUUCUCAGUGUUCAUCCAGACGGAUAAAUCUAUGUACAAACCAGGGCAAGAUGUGAAAAUACGAAUUGUUUGUUUGCACCCAGACCUCAAACCACUCAAUGCUUUAGUAAAUUUAUAUAUUCGGGAUCCUCGGCGCAAUUUAAUUCAGCAGUGGCUGGCAGAAAAUGGAAAACUGGGGAAGAUAUCCAAGGAGUUUAAAAUAUCCAGAUAUCCUGUGCUGGGUGAUUGGUCCAUACAGGUUGAAGUAAAUGAACAAACUCAUUAUCAAACAUUUACUGUGAUGGAGUAUGUGUUACCAAAAUUUGAAAUCAUUUUAGCAACACCUCUGUUUUACUCUUCAAAAAAUGAGAGCUUCAGUGGUGCUGUCACAGCAAAGUAUACUUAUGGAAAACCGGUAAAAGGGAAAGUAACUGUCACUUGUUUUUCUUCAUCUUAUUGGGGCCGGAACAAAAAUAUUACUAAAAUAUUGCCGAUUAAUGGAUCUGUGAACUUCACACUUAAUAGUCAAGAGAUGCAGGUUAUAACUUCCUCACAAAGUAAAUGGAACUCACAUGUGCCACCUGUAGAAAUCAUCGCUGUGGUUACAGAAUCACUUACAGGCAUGUUCUUUAAUAUGGGUUUUCCUUUAAGGAGCAAUAGGAUCUCCCAAAAUGCAAGUACUACUGUAUUUCCAAGGUUCUAUAACUACAUAUUAGAAUUUUCUGAGUAUCCAAAAGUUCUGAAGCCUUCUCUGACUUUCACAGCUAUGCUGAAAAUAAAAAGAGCUGACAACAAUCAGUUGAAUACUGAUGACCUAAAGAAUAAUGUAUCGAUUUCUGUCAGCCAUGAAUUUCAGACAGAACAGAACUUUAACUAUUCUGUCCCAGAAAAUGGGAUUAUUCAUAUUGAAUUUCCAGUUCUAGUUACUACAACAUUGAAAGUUAAGGCCCAAUUUCUUGAUGGUUAUGCUUCUGUGGUCAUAAAUGAUGUAUUCUACUCUCCCAGUUCAACUUACCUCCUAAUUAAAAAAAUGACUCAAGAAGUAAAGGUUGGGACACCUUUGGAGCUGAGUGUUAGAAGCAACAGACCCAUGACAGAGAUCAGCUAUAUGGUCAUUUCUAAGGAACAAAUUGUAGUUGCAGGCAAAGUUGAGCUGCAGUCCUCAACCUUCACUUUAACACCAGAAAAUUCUUGGGCCCCAGAGGCUUGCAUCAUUGCUUACUAUGUGAGUGACAGUGGAGAAGUAAUAAAUGACGCUCUGAAAGUUCCUGUGCAUCCUGUUUUUAAAAACCAGAUUAACAUGUACUGGAGUAAAAACAGAGCUAAACCUUCUGAAAACAUUACCCUCAAGAUCAAUGUAACUGAACUUGAAACAACCAUUGGCCUUUUAGUUGUGGACAAAAGUACAAAGCUGAUCGGAAAAAGAAGUGACAUCUCAGAGGAUGCUAUAUAUCAUGAACUAAGUCUGUAUAAUACAGCGCAAUAUGAUAGUGAAGCCCAAAGUUCCUACAAUGUCUUUCAGAAAUGUAACCUCUGGGUAUUGACUGAUGCCAGCCUUCCACACCAUGACCCCAUGAUUUUCGAUAGUAUUGGAUAUGUUAAUAUGACAUAUGAAAUUGGAGGAAUGGCAUUAGAGGAAUAUGAUAACUCUCUGGAGCUUUCAUCAGUAUCUGCUGAUUUUGGUAAUCCUCAUGUAAGAACAAAUUUUCCAGAGACUUGGAUUUGGCGUGAAAUUACACCAAGUUCUACAGAAGCAAUAGUGGAUGUCACUGUUCCUGAUACCAUUACUUCAUGGCUAGCCAGUGGUUUUAUAAUAUCUGAAAACCUUGGUCUUGGUGUAACAAAAAUACCUGUAGAGUUAGAAGUUUUCCAGCCCUUUUUUAUUUCCUUGAACCUUCCACCAAGUGUUGUAAGAGGAGAACAGUUUUUAUUGGAAGUACAUCUCUUCAAUUAUAUGAAAGAGAAUAAUGAGGUUACAGUGACCCUCGAUCGAAGUGACGCAUUUGAAAUUUUUAUUUCAAAUGAAAUAAAUGCUACAGACAACAAACGGUCAGUAUGGGUGCCAAGUGAAGAUGGGAGGACUGUCAUUUUCCCAAUCAAACCAACACAAAUUGGAGAGAUUCCCAUCAGAGUGACAGCAAUAUCCAUCUUUGCAUCUGAUGCCAUCAUCCAGAAAGUGUUAGUGAAGGCUGAGGGAUUAGAGCAGUUUCAUUCACAGACACUUCUUUUGGACUUGACCAAAAGAACUGGACUUACAGAUUCGCCAGCAGAAACUUUGCUUUUUACUUUUCCAUCUGAGGUUGUACCUGGCAGUGAAAGAAUACAGUUCACUAUUGUUGGUGAUAUGCUUGGCCCUUCUAUCAGUGGUUUGGCAUCACUAAUCAAAAUGCCUUAUGGGUGUGGAGAACAGAACAUGAUUAAUUUUGCACCUAAUAUUUAUGUUCUGGACUAUCUGACUAAAACAGGAGAGCUGAAGCACAAUACAAAAUUGAAAGCUGUGUCGUAUAUGAGAGAAGGCUACCAAAGAGAGCUCACCUUCCAAAGAGUUGAUGGCUCUUUCAGUGCUUUUGGAAACAGUGAUGAUUCCGGAAGCACAUGGUUAUCAGCUUUUGUACUGAGAAGUUUCUUUCAAGCUCAACCAUACAUAGAUAUUGAUCCAUAUAUACUGGAGAGAACAGCUGCUUGGUUGGUUAACCACCAGGCACAGAGUGGAGAAUUCCUGGAACCUGGAAGAGUGUUACACAGUGAACUGCAAGGAGGCACUAAUAGCUCUGUCUCACUUACAGCUUACAUCAUGGCAGCACUAUUAGAGUAUCAAACAAAUCAGUAUGACAACUCCAUCAGAAAGGCUUUGAACUUCCUAGAAAUGAAAUUAAAUGAAGGAAUAUCAGAUAAUUAUACACUGGCUCUUGUGACGUAUGCCUUAUCACUGGCUAAGAGCAUAGAAGCAAAAACUGCACUGAACAUCCUGAAUGACAAAUCAGAACGUCAGGGAGAACUCAGAUUCUGGGGAUCUCCAGCUUCUGAACUGUCUGAUUCCUGGCAGCCACACUCUACUGAUAUUGAGCUUGCAGGCUAUGCUCUGUUGUCUCAUGUCAAACAACAUAGAUUAUUACAAGGGGUACCUAUUAUGAAGUGGCUACUCAAGCAAAGGAACAGUGUUGGAGGUUAUACUUCUACACAGGACACCAUUGUGGCUCUGCAGGCUUUGAGUGCCUGUGCUGUGCAUACCGCUGGCGGUGACAUAGAAAUGGAUGUAACUGUCCAUUCAACAGGUGAAGAAAAUCCAUUUGUGUACAGGCUUGAUAACAGAAACCGCUUUGUUCUCAAAAGUGAAGAGAUUGUUGCUACUCAGCCCUUGGAGGUUACAGUUUCAAGCAGUGGUCAUGGCUUUGGAAUUUUUCAGCUCAAUAUUGUGUACAAUGUGAAAAAUCCACAUGAUAACAUGAGGAGUAGAUCAACACAGGGACCAGAAGCCUUUGACUUGGAUGUUGUUGUGAAGGAUAACAAAAAUGAUAUAAACCAUGUAACCUUGAAUGUCUGUACUAGGUAUUUGGGAAAAGAUAAAUCUUCAAGGACUGGUAUGGUUCUUAUGGAAGUUGGAUUGUUGAGUGGUUUCUCUUUGUCACCUGGUUUUGUGCCACCAGAUGAUAUGAUUAGGAAAGUGGAGAAAGAAGAACGCAAAGUCCAUUUAUAUUUGGACUAUUUGAAUAAAACAAAAUUUUGUGUGGAUGUUCCAACUGUGAGAUACUUCAAAGUUGCAAAUACUCAAGAUGCUUCUGUAAAUGUAGUAGAUUACUAUGAACCCAGGAGAAGAGCAGUGAGAAGCUAUAACUCUGAAGUGAUGAGGAGCGUAUCAUCAUGUAACUUCUGUGAAAAUGACUGUGAUUUUUGUGCAAUGGAUUUGAAUGGUUCUUCACCAGUUUCCCUCUCCUGUGAACUCUUUGUAGUACACAUAAGUCUUUUGUACAUGUGGCUGUUCUAAGAAGGCAUGUAUCCCAUAUUACACUUCUAAGAGUAGCAGUGCACUCUCUCUCUGUCUGUCUCUGUCUCAAAUACGGUUUUUAUUAGCCCUUCUGGACAAAGGCAGUCCAGAUGAGGAGGCUUCCCAAGUCCACUCAGUGGAGGCAGAGAUUCAAUUUCUGGCAGACAGCCAUUGAUAACAAUGGGGUAAGAGUUCUGAUUUACAUAAAUCUAGAUCUAGAACUUCCUGUAGGAAUUUGUACCUGGUCUAGAACUCCCUGUAGGCAUUUGCACCUGGAACAAAAGAAGCAUCUACAUCUAACAGGAAGGGAAAUGUUCCUUUCUCGACAGUCUCCCCAAAAUGAAAAUCCACAGGUAAAAAACACUGUUCAGCCUCAUUGUUCUCUCGUGUACCCAGUCAUGGCAGAAUCUGAUCUCCCAAUUAAUAGUGACAGCGUGAUUAAGCCCAAUUCUAGCUGGUUUAUUAAAAUGAAAACAUUCCCAAGUUUAUUGUUUCUGUAUGUAUUCAUGGUCAGAUUUGUUCAGGCAAAAAAAAAAAAAGUGACUCAAAUGUGUAUAUUUUUUGGAAGGUUUUUAUUUGAAAUAAGAAAAUAUAUUUAUAAGAAGAGUGUACAGAAAAAGACUGUAGGACAUUCA
Heteronotia binoei (common prickly gecko) is the source of this 5092-nucleotide messenger RNA. RefSeq names its product CD109 molecule (gene CD109). The transcript has 33 exons. NCBI's taxonomy places the organism in Eukaryota, Metazoa, Chordata, Lepidosauria, Squamata, Gekkonidae. Gene Ontology annotation, molecular function: endopeptidase inhibitor activity. The coding region runs from base 87 to 4457 and encodes 1456 amino acids. The record is from RefSeq and is a predicted model, not a curated record. Gene Ontology annotation, cellular component: extracellular region.